GGGGAAUGUUGCAUGUGCAACAACUUUAAAUUGUUUAAGUUGGCGAAAUCUUAAAGCGUUCAGUGCUUGGUAUUUUCAGCUUUGGUGUUUAAGAUUUCAAUUCAGUGCUUGGCAUUUUCAGCUUUGGUGUUUAAGAUUUCGAUUCAGUGCUUGCAAACGGAUGUUAAGUCUGGUGCCUUGCCUUCUUUGCCACUCUCGGAAGCCGGACCCCCUCUUUUGGAACUUGCCUGCUGCAAGCGUUCUGCGUCAUUGAGUACUCUCUAAGGAGUUUGGAGUUUGGAGUUUGCCAGUUUGGAGUUUGGAGGUUGGAGGUUGGAGGUUGGAGGUUGGAUGGAGGUUGGAGAUUGGAGGUUGGAGUUUCCUGUCUAUGGUCCAUAAACAACCCACCUCAACUUAAUACGGCGAAACACAAUCCAAAGAGAUGCAUUGGUUGAAACUUAUCGAAACGGACUAAAAGGAACUGAGAAGUCGUCAUCAUCGUCAUCGUCAUCAGCACCAUCAUGCGAGCGAACGUAAUUUAAUGCUUAUGAAGUAGGACAGUUGAGCUUUGCUUGUAACAGCAAUGGGAGGUUUGGAAGUAGCUGGGAUCAUACUGUACAUGCCUUCCGAGAGUUGUGAGUGCUUCAUUCCUUAGAGUGCAAAGGAGGACUUAGUCAUGAACAUGCCCACCCCAGUGCUCAUGCUGUCUGGGAGUGACUUCAAGUUGAAGGUGUUGAGGGCUCAAGCUGUCUGACUCGCAAUACGCUGCACUAAGUCUUUCUACUGCAACAAUCAGCAAGUCGGAGAAGAUGAAGGCAGAGAACAGAGAAGUAACCCAGCAUGACCAAUGUCAAUAGGCACUCAAACAGACCGGUCCCUUCAACUUGAAGAGAUAGGACCCAAACAGGGAAGUGCAAAAGAUAAACGAAAGUGCACGGGAAUCGAACUUGUAGAUCCUUCAAGAGAUAGAAGAUCCUUCAAGAGAUAGAAGCCGAGCAGGGAACUGCAAAAGAUAGACGACAGAGUAUGGGAAUUGAGCUUCUAGACGCCACUAAUUUUUAGGCAAGAUGAACUGUAACUGCUACAGGUAUAUAACAAAUUUGCUAGCUACCGGUGUUAGUGCAGUGGAAACACUCACUAUAAUGACCACCUGAGCGAACGCGGUACAACAGCGGCCACCAUGCUAUCCUAGUGCAGCAGAACAAAGUGCUACGGGUGCAACGACUGCCACCAUGGCGGUCUGUUCCUGAGCGCUGCAGCCUUUUUGGAACAACGGCGGAAGACAGAAAGUCGUGAACUUGGAUUACAUCGACUUCCGGAUUGGGUCAAGUGUUUUUGUAACCCGGUCCGUUGUCAAUGUGGCCCAACAUCCAUUCCAAGCAUGCAGUUUAACAACCAUGUAAUUUCAGUUGAGAGCAGAGUAGGUAGAGCUAUGCCAAGGUCUAACCCAUGACAUCCUCUGAGUAAACCAGGUCUACCCACCUAGCAUAGCUAUUAUUGAUUGCUCUGAUUUUGUCUUGUUGGAGAGCUAUGCCAAGGUCUAAGCCAUGACAUCCUCUGAGGAAACCCUGGUCUACCCACCAGCAUAGCUAUUAUUGAUUGUUCUGAUUUUGUCUUGUGAUAUUGUUUGUUAUAUGUACUGCUGUUAUUGUAAUUGCAACCUAGAGACUUGCAAAUCGUUUGUCGAAGAGGAGGUGGAGGAGGAGGAGGAGGGUGACGAGGAGGAGGACAAAGAAGAGCAAGAGGAGGAGAAGGAGGAGGAAGAGGAGGAAGAGGAGGAGGAGGAGGAAGAGGACGAGGAGGAGGAGGAGGAGAGGGAGGACGACGAAGAAUGCGCGGACGAGGACGGGGAGGAGAGGGAGGAGGAGGAGUUGGAGAGUAGGAGGGAGGAGGUGGAGAGGGAGGAGGAGGAGGAGGACGAGGAGGACGAGGACGAGAGGGAGGACGACGAAGAAGACGCGGACGAGGACGGGAAGGAGAGGGAGGAGGAGCUGGAGAGUAGGAGGGAGGAGGAGCUGGAGAGUAGAGGCUGCAGACUAUGGCAGUUUUGCAUAAGGUGGGUCAAGAAAGCGGAGCUGGCCUAUUUGGAGAAUAGAAGAGCAAGAGAAGAGGCUCAGAAGUCGGACGCGAACAGAGGUUCGGAGGAAAAAGGGGACAAUGGUGAACAGGGAAGUGAGACUGGUUCAAGGAGUAAGGGAAUAAGGGAGGAAGAGUUGGAAGGGAAAGGGGGAGAAGGGGUCACUGAAGGGGAAGGCAAGGGGGGAGAAUCAUCAGCCUCUCUCAAGAGGAAAAUCAGUGACAGGGAAUCGGAGAAGGGGUAUAGUGCAUAUCAAGGGCCUAAGAGGACACAAUCAGGGAAGGGAACAGAUAAAACUUCCACUCAGGAAGAACAAGAGCAUAAGGCUGAUACGCUGGCAGAGGGUCAGGGGGAACAAGGAUCUCAGAGGGAAGAAAUGAACAUCACAGAUUCAUCAGAUGAUACGUCAGCGGUAGCUUCAACGGGUCAGCAAACGGAACAAGGGACUUCGGCAGGCUCAACUAGCUCUACAAACAGACCUUCUUCUGACGAUAAGGAAAACAUAGAGGAGGACAUGGGAAAAGGGGAUAAGAAAGGAUCAAGCAAAAAGUCACAAGAGUCAGAUUCAGAGGUGGAUGGGGACUCGGAUGAGGACAGUAAUGAGGAGGACGAUGAGUGGGGGGAGGAAGAAGAGGAGGACGAACUGGAGACUCUUGCACAGUGGAUCAAGCAUGUACAUAAGCUGAAGUGGGCAAGACACAUCGAAUGCGAGAUCCGGCUGGCACACCACAAACAUUUGCGCAAUUUAAAGCAAGCCACGACAACAGGGGAUGGCAUCACAACAGUAAACACUGAAGGAUGAGCAAGAGGUCAAUGAGUUCUACGCUACGCAAUACGGAUGGAAGGCUAAGCUGGACAAGAAUGACAUCACGGUGCACAAUGCGG
Chara braunii is the source of this 2941-nucleotide messenger RNA. NCBI's taxonomy places the organism in Eukaryota, Viridiplantae, Streptophyta, Charophyceae, Charales, Characeae. The record is from the annotation of a GenBank genome assembly.